This is a messenger RNA of Phoenix dactylifera (date palm), 3308 nucleotides long. The record is from RefSeq and is a predicted model, not a curated record. Lineage: Eukaryota; Viridiplantae; Streptophyta; Magnoliopsida; Arecales; Arecaceae.
CCUUUCCAACUCAACGAGAGCAACCUCUCCUUCGCUCCCCCUACCUUCCGUCCCAAGAAUCCUCCAUUAUACCUUCUCCACCGUUCUCCCUUUCCUGGGCACGCUCCCUCUAAGAACUCCGGCGGAUGGAUCGCCGGCAUUCCUGACAAUGCCGCCGGAACAACAGUUGCUCUCCCUUUUCUUCUUAUUAUUGCUCUCGUUGGAAGGCGGCUUGUCCGCGAGGUUCGACUUCGGGACCCUGACGCUCGGGAGUUUAAAGCUUUUGGGCGACGCCCAUCUCAAGAACGGCAGCAUCCGCCUCUCACGUGACUUGCCCGUCCCCAACUCCGGCUCCGGCCGCGCCCUCUACGCCGACCCCGUCCGCCUCCGCCACCCCUCUACACGCCUCCCCUUUCCCUUCUCCACCUUCUUCUCCUUCUCUAUUACUAAUCUCAACCCCUCCUCCAUCGGCGGCGGCCUCGCCUUCCUCCUCACCUCCGACGACCGCGCCCUCGGCGACGCCGGAGGCUUCCUCGGCCUCCUCACUGCCUCCGCCGGCGCCGGCGCCGGCGGCCCCUCCGUCGUCGCCGUCGAGUUCGACACCCGCAUGGACGUGGAGUUCCAGGACAUCAACAGCAACCACGUCGGGGUGGACAUCAACAGCAUGGUCUCCGCCCAGGCCGCUGAUCUCGACUCCGCCGGCAUCGACUUGAAGAGCGGCGACCGCAUCAACGCCUGGAUCGAGUAUGGCGGCGCUGGCGGUGGCGCCGUCGACCGCGGGCUCCUCCAGGUCUUUGUCUCCUCCUCCACCGUCCGCCCCGCCGAUCCGGUCCUCUCGGUUCCCCUCGACCUCGGCCAAUUCCUCGACGACUUCACCUUCGUCGGCUUCUCUGGAUCCACCCAGGGGAGCACCGAGAUCCACAGCAUCGAAUGGUGGAGCUUCUCCUCUCCCUCUCCCAGCGCCGUCCCCUCCACUACUCCCCCGAAGCUCAACUCCCCCAGUUCCAACAUCUCCGCCCCUUCGCCGUCCGUCUCCAUCGCGGCCGCCGCGGGCCCGAGCAACGAGACCGCCGUUGCCCAUUCGUCGUCGCCGUGCCAGACCAACGGGCUCUGCAGGCAGGGCCCCGCCGCCGUGGCCGGGGUGGCGAUGGCAGGGGUCUUCUUCGUCGCGGCCUGCGCCGGCGUUGGCAUCUGGGCCUUCGCCCGGCGUGCCAAAGCCCUCAAGAAAUGGAACGGCUUGGCGGCGGCUUCGGAGAUUGUGAAGACCCCGAGGGAGUUCAGCUAUCGGGAGCUGAGCACUGCCACCCGGGUCUUCGACCAAUCUCGGAUGAUUGGCCAUGGCGCCUUCGGGACCGUGUACAAGGGCAUCAUCCCAGAGACCGGCGCGAUGGUGGCUGUCAAACGAUGCAUCCAGGGCGGCGGCGGCGAUAAUGGCGGAGCACAGGCGAGGGCGGAGUUCCUCUCGGAGCUUUCCAUCAUCGCCAGUCUCCGGCACCGGAACUUGGUCCGCCUCCAAGGCUGGUGCCACGAGAAGGGGGAGAUCCUACUCGUCUACGAUUACAUGCUCAACGGGAGCCUCGACAAGGCCCUGUUCGAGCCAGAAGCGCCGCCUCUGGCGUGGCGCCACCGGAGGAAGAUCCUGAUCGGCGUGGCCUCCGCCCUCGCCUACCUCCACCGAGAGUGCGAGCGCCAGGUGAUCCACCGCGACGUCAAGUCCAGCAACGUCAUGCUCGACGAGGGCUACCACGCCCGCCUCGGCGACUUCGGCCUCGCCCGCCAGAUCGAGCACGACAAGUCCCCCGACGCCACCGUCACCGCUGGCACCAUGGGCUACCUCGCUCCCGAAUACCUCCUCACCGGCCGCGCCACCGAGAGAACUGACGUCUUCAGCUUUGGCGCAUUGGUCCUCGAGGUUGCCUGCGGCCGCCGCCCCAUCGACGGCGACGACCGGCCCGCCGGCAGCAGCACCCAGUGGUGCAGCAAUUUGGUCGAGUGGGUAUGGGGAUUGCACGGCGGGGGAAGAAUUCUAGAGGCGGCGGACCGGCGGCUGGAGGGGGAGUUCGACGAAGGGGAAAUGAGGAGAGUUCUGUUGGUGGGGUUGGCAUGUUCGAGCCCGGACCCAAACCUGCGGCCGGGGAUGAGGAGUGUCGUCCAGAUGCUGAGCGGCGAGGCCGACCCGCCCUUUGUGCCGGUAUCCAAGCCGUCCAUGACCUUCAGCUCCAACCACCACCUCCUCCUCAGCCUCCAGGACAGCGUCUCCGACUACACCGCCAUGGGGCUCAACCUGUCCUCCUCCUCCUCCUCCUCCUCCUCUCUUCGGAGUACACUCAGAGGUGGCAGCGGAGGGUGAUGUCCUCUGCCGCCCACCGGGAGGUGAUUGGAUUCCAGCCUGCCUCGGAUUCUUACAUACGGUAUAUGUACGUAUAAUUAUAAUUAUCGUCGGCAUGCUUAUAAAUCUAUCCUAUUUAUUUAUUUAUUUAUAUCAAAUUCAUUAUUCAUUUUAAUUAUAACUUACGUUCAUCAUUUGUUUAUCGGUAUAAGAAUGGCAAGCCCAACAUAAAUUAGGGGCCUCUUAAUUUUUUUUGACUUUCUUAAUUAAUCUUAUUUUUUAGUUUAAUGGUUAAUAAUACCCUGUGCACGGAAAGGUAUCAUAACUUGUAUAUUAUUUUAUAUUAUUUAGCUGGGCAACAAAAAGGCUACGAAGAUGCCUUUCAAGCUAAGCAUAUAUUUAGAGAGCACAACAAGAUUGUCUGCUUAUGUGGCUAACUAUUUAGGAAGUAUCGGAGGGAGAGUUGCUUCGAAUAUUCUAUGAGCUUGUAUUUUUUGCUUUUAUUGCAUGUAAUCGUAUACAUAUUGUAUGAUCAACCUGUUAAAAAAAAAAAAAAAAAGCUACAAUGCGGAAUGAUAGUUUUAUCAUACUUUCUUCUAGUUAUAAGGUACUUAUUAUGUAUUUAUUACAGAUAUAUUUGCUCAAACGUGUUUUGAAAUUAUUAGUGCGUGAUGUGGUUAGGGGGGCCUCCUUUUUUUGGCGACAACGGUGGGCCGUCCUUCGGAUCUGGUGCCGUUGACAAGGCGGCGUUGCGUAAGGGGAAAGGGUGAGGACGGCCGUGGAAAUUUGGUGCUGGUUUGAUCAUUAGUAUAUUGAAAUGGAGAAGAAACGGUAGGAAGGGAACCGACAACCGAGGUGAGGUCACGUGCCAUGAUGGUUGCGUAUUGCCUCUGCUAGUUCACAGGAAAAUUUGUUUUCCAGUUUUUCCUCUCUUUUUUUUGGAAAACCAAAAAUGUUUUUUUCUUGGUAUGAUUAAAAAUGGAUUUCCCCAAAUUCAGCA